Molecule: messenger RNA, 4149 nt
Organism: Paralichthys olivaceus (Japanese flounder)
Lineage: Eukaryota; Metazoa; Chordata; Actinopteri; Pleuronectiformes; Paralichthyidae
Source: RefSeq, a predicted model, not a curated record
AUGAUUGUGUUUUUCAUCAUAGAUGUGAUCACACUGAGCUUCAUCCGCAAUCACUGGCACCACCUUGACAUCAUCAUCACCAUCAUGGCAGCAGAACUUCUCCAGGCCACUGGGGGCAGACUGGAGCAGAUGGAGCAGCAGAUGAUGCAGAUGACCUCCUCCUCCUCCUCCUCCUCCUCCACUCUCACCUCCUCCACAAGAUCCAAGCUGAGAAAAGUGUCCCAGGAGCACUCGGGGGCUCAGCGUAAGACCUCGGCUGCGGCAGAGUCAUUCAGCCAGGUGCAGAAAUCCACCCACAUCCCCAAGGGAGAGUCUGUCCCAGAUUUCGAGGAGAAGCUGCGGCCCAUCACUGCCCAAGAGGGGGACAGUGCCAUGUUCAGGGCCAAAGUGACGGGGAGUCCUCAGCCCAGUGUGACCUGGGAGCGAGCCAGCGGGAGUCCCCUGUCUGACGGGACGAAAUCUUUCUGUGACAACAUCAACAAUCAGUAUUUACUCAAGAUCAAAAACUUGGCCCUGGAGGAUGCUGACGUCUACAGGUGCGUCGCAUCCAACGAGCACGGAGAAGCCAUUUACUCCGCAUCCCUCAUCGUUGCAGAAAAUCCAGCGUUGGAUUUCAAAAAGAUGCUGAAGAAACGCAGUGAGAAGAAGAGACAGGAGAAGAAGCCGCCCACAGAGGAGGAGAUGUUAAAGAUCCUGGCUGGAGCUGACAAGAAGGACUACGAGCGGAUCUGCGCCGAGUACGGCUUCACCGACUUCAGAGGCAUUCUUAAGAAGCUGAAGGAGAUGAAGAAGAAAGACGAGGUGGAGAUGGUGCGCGUGUUAAAGCCCCUGGAGGACGUCACCGCCAAACCUGACACCAACGUCGUCUUUGACACCAUCUUGGAGCUGAAGGAUCCAAACAUGAGGAUGCUGUGGUUUCUGGGCACGGAGCUGCUGCGGAUCCAGUACUCUCAUGGGAAAUACGAAGUGAAACAGAUGGGUACCAAGCACAUGCUGUGCAUUUCCAGCGUGGGCCUCAGUGACAUGGGCACCUACACGCUGCAGGUCGGAGACAAGACGCUGUCGGCCCGGCUUAACGUCAUAGAUGAGCCUCUGAAAUUUAUGUCCGACUUCAAACCAAUGAACGUGACGGAGCGGCAGACUGCCGUGUUUGAGGUCCGUCUCUCCAAGAAGACGGAUGCACCGCUCAUCUGGACGGUAAAAGAAAAGGAAGUAAAAAGAGAUGAAAAGUUUGAAGUGUCCUUGUCUGAGGACGGUCUGACCUACACCUUGAAGAUUAAGGACGUCAAAGUCAGCGACACAGGAGACUACACCAUCAGCAUUGGAGACCUCGCUGCCACCGUGCCGCUUUUUAUCGAACGGAUUCCCGUCAAGUUCUCCAGCUACUUGAAGAACGUCCGGGUGCAGGAGAGGGGCAAGGCCCACCUGGAGUGCAAGAUGAGCUCCAAGGACGUGCAUGUCCGCUGGCUGAAGGACGGCUGCGACAUCACAGCCAACCGCCGGUACAUCGUCCUGCGGGAGGGGAAAAGGGCAGAGGUCAUCAUCGAGGACUGCGAGCUGACGGACAGCGGCGAGUACUCUGUCGUCUGCACGCAGGACAACGACACGCAGGAAUAUGUCACCUCUGCCAAUUUAACCGUGGACGAGCGCUUUGCCUCGGUGAAGAGCGGUUUGUCAGAUGUUCAGUGUCCCACCGGGGCCCCCGUCGAGCUGUGUGUGGUCCUCGAUGAUGAGAAGGUGGACGGGGUGUGGCUGAAGGAUGGAGUGGAGAUCUCAGAGCUGAGCGGGGUUAAGGUGGUCAAACAAGGAGCCGUCCACAAGCUGCUCUUCUCUGGUGUGACUCAUGGCCACGAGGGCAAGUACACCUUCAGAGCCAAGGGGGCGGAGAGUGAGGCUGUGCUCACCAUUGCAGACCCUCCAGAGAUUGAUUCCUCUGUCCUGGACUUGUUGGGGGCGCAACCCGUGACCGUGAAGGCGGGUCAGACAGCCGCCAUUAAAAUCCCCUUCAGAGGCAAACCGCUGCCAAAGGUCACCUGGUACAGAGAUGGAGUGGAAGUCCUGGAGGAUGAGAGAACGAAGGUGGAGAGGACAGCAAACAGCACGUCCCUGCUGCUCAGCAGAUGUGCGCGUGAAGACAGCGGUGCAAUCAUGCUCCGUCUGAAGAGCGACUGCGGCACUGCUGUCGCCAACAUGUAUCUGAAUGUGAUUGACCGCCCAAAGCCUCCUCAAGGGAACGUGGAGUUCCUGGAGCUGUCAAGAAGGUGCAUCAGAAUGAGGUGGAAGGUUCCCCGGGACAAUGGGGGUAAGCAGGUGACCAGUUUUGUGAUCGAGCGACGAGUGGAAGGUAAGAAGUCGUGGGCAAGAGCUGGAGAGGUGGACAGCAGCACCACGGUGUUCACUGAUGACAAGGUGGAGGAGGGACGGCUGUACCAGUAUCGCAUCAGAGCCGUGAACGCCGAGGGAAUGAGUGAACCUCUGGAGACAGAGGAGGUGCGUGCCGGAGAGCCCAUAGAGCCUCCAGGCACAGCGUCCCAGCCUCAAGUUUCUAACGUCACGAAGAGCACCAUGACGGUGAGCUGGACUCCUCCGGCUCAUGACGGAGGAGCAGCAGUUGAGGGAUACAUCCUGGAGAGGAGGAAGAAAGGCAGCAACAUGUGGCUGCAGGUGAACAAGGAGCUGCUCACAGAUACUAAAUUCCUGGUGGACGGACUGGUGGACGAUGUUGAGUAUGAAUUCAGAGUCAUCAGUGUGAACAGGGCAGGAGCGGGUUGUCCCAGCACCGUCUCUAAUGCCGUACUUGCCAAAGACCCAAUACGUGCCCCCGGCCUGGUGAGGAACCUGUGCGUGACUGACUCCACAAACUCCUCCAUUUCUCUGAGGUGGACUCCUCCGGACGACGGAGACGAACCCUCGGGCUACAUUCUGGAGGUGCGUCCCGAAGAUGCUAAAGAGUGGACGAAAGCCACUAAGAUUCCCAUCGCUGGCACUGCCUUCACCGUCGGAGGACUUCAGGAGCGGAUGAAGUACCACUUGCGUAUCCGUGCUGUCAACGAAGGAGGGUUGGGAGAGACCAUCGAGCUGGUGGAAGGUGUAUUGGCCAUGCCUCCACCCGUGCCGCCCAGGUUUGACCUCCAGGGAAAGCUGAAGAACCAGAUGGUGGUCCGAGCUGGAACGACACUUUGCCUUCAGCUCAGCUUCACUGCCUCUCCUGCCCCGGUGGUAACGUGGCUCAAGGAUGGCGUCCUCACCGCAGGAAAGGAGGUCAUCACCAAGAGCAAGAGUAACUCCCAGUUCCUCAUUUCCUCCUCUCAGCGAUCUGACUCUGGUGUCUACCGUGUCUACCUGAAGAACGACUAUGGAGAGGCUCACUAUGAUGUUAAUGUGAGGAUUACAGACUAUCCUCAACCACCAAAGAACCUCCGCAUGGAGGAGGAGGUCCCGGGCACGGUGACCCUGCAGUGGGAUCACUCUGCAGACCUGUCUGACAACAACGAGGGAGCGCAUUAUGUCAUCCUCAAACGAGACUUCAGCAUCCCCUCCUGGUUCACUGUGGCCGAGCGUGUUUUCAGCAGCAAGUACACUGUCACCGGGUUGCUCCCCGGGAGGAAGUACUACUUCAGGGUCAUCGCACAAAACUCAAUUGGCGACAGCGACCCGUUGGACUCGAAAGAACCUCUUAUCAUUGCCAAAGAAAAGGAGUGCAUCAGCGGUCUCCGUUUGAGAGAGUAUGCCUCACGAUCACGUCAGGUGAAGCCCACUUUCCUGCUGCCACUCAAGGACCACGCUGUUCGCAGAGGGUACGACUGCACCAUGAGCUGUGCCUACCAGGGCUGGCCAACGCCACAGGCUUGCUGGUAUAAAGGGGAAUCAAAGAUCUCAGACUCCCCUCGGUUCUGGCACAGCACGGCCAACGGAGUUUGCACCCUGGUCAUUCCCACCUGUGGAGCCAAAGAUGGCGGAAGAUACACACUGGUGCUGGAGAACAGUCUGGGGACGACCAAGUGCUCCUGCAACCUGGUGAUCUUUGAUAAGGAUGACAUGGGUCUGCUGGAGAGCCUGACCCGCCAGGCAAACAAAGAGAAGCUUAUUUUCUGAGAAGUCUGCUUCUACUGUUACAAUGACACAUGCACUUUGAUUGAACUUGACUAA